CCUAUCAUGAGCUCUUUCUGCCCUAGGGUAUCUGUAAAUUCCCCCAGAGAGAGAGCCAGAGUCUUAAUCAUAACAUUAAUGGCCUGAAUCAAGGGAGGGAACUGACGCAUCAGUUCCUCCCUAUUCAAGGAGCCGUUGGAAAUGUUUUCUGGUUCCUUGAACAGAUUAAGUUUUUGUCAAGAGAAAAAUAGAACAGAAGAAAGGAUAGCAGAGUCAAUGCAAGAAGCCAUCGCCAGGAACAAAGCGAGCGAGGUCGUUGAGGCUGAUCAGGCACCUCAACUCGAGCAGACUGCCAGGGAACCGCCAGGGCCAAGCUCCAAGAAGCACGAGCCCCUCAUUUUGAGACUGCCACCACCUGAGAGGCAUUUUGUCACACAGGUACUGUAGACAUCGUCCCUGCCAGCUGGACCCGCUGUCCUAUAUCUGUCCUGACUGUGGUAAGGCCAUGGGGACCAAGGGCCACCAUCUUGGCCUGGGAUUCCUGCUCCUGCUCUUUCUCCCUGCAGUGUGUCUGGGAGCUGAGGGGAGACUGGCUCACAAGCUGUUCCGUGACCUGUUUGCCAACUAUACCAGUGCCCUGAGACCUGUGGCAGACACGGACCAGACUCUAAACGUGACCCUGGAGGUGACACUGUCUCAGAUCAUCGAUAUGGAUGAGCGGAACCAAGUGCUGACCUUGUACCUGUGGAUCCGGCAGGAGUGGACAGAUGCCUAUCUGCACUGGGACCCCAAAGCCUAUGGUGACUUGGAUACAAUCCGCAUUCCCAGCAGCCUAGUGUGGCGACCAGACAUCGUUCUCUAUAACAAGGCAGACACGCAGCCACCAGCUUCGGCCAGCACCAACGUGGUUGUGCGGCAUAACGGCAGAGUGCGCUGGGACGCACCGGCCAUCACACGCAGCUCGUGCCGUGUGGAUGUGUCUGCCUUCCCGUUCGAUGCUCAGCGCUGCGGCCUGACCUUCGGCUCAUGGACUCACGGCGGGCACCAGCUGGACGUGCGACCCCGGGGCGCGUCUGCCAGCCUGGCUGACUUCGUGGAGAACGUUGAGUGGCACGUGCUGGGCAUGCCGGCGCGCAGGCGCGUGCUCACCUAUGGCUGCUGCUCCGAGCCCUACCCGGAUGUGACCUUCACUCUGCUGCUGCGCCGCCGAGCUGCCGCCUACGUGUGCAACCUGCUGCUGCCCUGUGUGUUCAUCUCCCUGCUGGCGCCACUGGCCUUCCACCUGCCCGCUGACUCCGGGGAAAAGGUGUCUCUGGGCGUCACCGUGCUCCUGGCGCUCACUGUCUUCCAGCUGAUCCUGGCCGAGAGCAUGCCUCCCGCGGAGAGCGUUCCACUCAUCGGGAAGUACUACAUGGCCACCAUGACCAUGGUCACAUUCUCCACAGCCCUCACCAUCCUCAUCAUGAAUCUGCAUUACUGUGGCCCUAGUGCACACCCAGUGCCUGCCUGGGCUCGGGUUCUCCUGCUGGGACACCUGGCCAGAGGCCUGUGUGUGCGGGAACGAGGGGAGCCUUGUGGACAGUCCAGGUCACUGCAGUCAGCCCCCAGCCUCCAGCCUCCAGAAGGUCUCCCAGCAGGCCCUUGUCAUGAGCCAUGGUGUCUGUGCCAUCAGGAAGCCCUUCUGCGUCAUGUGGCUUCCAUUGCCAGCAUCUUCCGCAGCCAUUGGGCUGCCCAGCACUGCCACGAAGACUGGAAGCGCCUGGCUCGGGUGAUGGACCGCUUUUUCCUAGGCAUCUUCUUCUGCAUGGCUCUGGUCAUGAGCCUCCUGGUUCUGGUCCAAGCCCUGUGAGGGCCAGGAACUGGAUCUUAGGGAGCUUGGUCACCUCAACACCACCAGAUAGGAAUGACAAAACCCAGGUGGUUGUUGGUACUCAGAGUGCUGCUCAAAGUCAAGAACACCUCUCAGGACCAGCACUUCUGACCUGUGUGCCCUCACUGAGGGGAUCCAAAGUCUCUUUCUCCCUUCCCUCCAAUAUGAUUCAGGUCGAAGUGCAGACUUGGAAAUAGGAUUCAAUGUCAGCUGAGCAAGAUGGUGUACCCCUGUAAUCCCAGCACAUAGAGGCUGAGACAGGAGGAUUUCCAUAAAUUCAAGGGCAACCUGAGCUUCAGAAAACUUUGUCUAAGAAAUAAAUAACCACCCAUGUCUACACUUGGAAUUAUAGCUGUUAGCAGGGCAAAUUCGGGUUUUUAUUUUGUUGAGACAGAGUACCACUAGGUACCUCCUGCUGGCCUGAAGCUUGCUAUGUAGCCCAGGCUGGCCUUGGAUUCACAUAGACCCACCUGCCUCUGCCUCUCCAAAGGCACUCCCGGCUAGAGUGUAGGCUACUUGCUAAGGGACAAAGGCACACAUGCGCAUGUCAUCCUUAGCAGCUGCAGAUGCUCAUCCUGCUCAUCUCUGCGAAGGCUCUAGGGGAUAGAAAUUCAUGGUCUAGUGUCCAGAACAGAAGGCAAUAUAAACUUUUAUUCCAGAGCUUCAAUCGAUAAUAAAUGAGAGUGU
Messenger RNA from Microtus ochrogaster (prairie vole), 2497 nucleotides. It is a transcript of the gene Chrna10, whose product is annotated as cholinergic receptor nicotinic alpha 10 subunit. Gene Ontology annotation, biological process: monoatomic ion transmembrane transport. Gene Ontology annotation, molecular function: transmembrane signaling receptor activity; acetylcholine-gated monoatomic cation-selective channel activity. NCBI's taxonomy places the organism in Eukaryota, Metazoa, Chordata, Mammalia, Rodentia, Cricetidae. The record is from RefSeq and is a predicted model, not a curated record. Gene Ontology annotation, cellular component: postsynaptic membrane.